Messenger RNA from Talaromyces amestolkiae, 666 nucleotides. RefSeq lists its product as uncharacterized. Gene Ontology annotation, molecular function: peroxiredoxin activity. The coding region runs from base 1 to 666 and encodes 221 amino acids. The record is from RefSeq and is a predicted model, not a curated record. The transcript has a single exon. NCBI's taxonomy places the organism in Eukaryota, Fungi, Ascomycota, Eurotiomycetes, Eurotiales, Trichocomaceae.
AUGCGCAUCAACUACGCCCCCUCGACACCCCCAACCACACAACCCGACGGGACACCACUCCCAGAGGCCGAACAAAAAGCUACUGCAGAAGUCUACGAGCGCGUGGCAGCUAGACGAAAGCCUCGUCCUUUAAUCCCCCUCGAUCUUGCGCUUCUCCAUAGUCCCCCUAUCGCCAAUGGUUACAAUGCUUUGUUGGGCGCGAUUCGCACGCAGGCUGUGAUGCCGCAGGAUAUUCUCGAGUUGUCGGUUUGCCGGGUUGCGAUCCUCAAUGGCGCGGUGUACGAAUGGAACGCGCAUGCCCCUCUCGCACUGAAAGCCGGUGUUACCGCGGCUCAGUUGCAAGAAGUCAAGAACUUACCCAUCUCGACAUUCACGACCGAAGGACAGAUAAUUAACAACGUCGAGAAACCGGCGGGAAGCAGCCUGACGGACUUUCAGUGGGAUACGGUGAUCUUCACAGAUGCCAUGACGAAGAAUAUCAAAGUCGACGACGCGAUCUUUGCGGCGAUCAAGAGUCGGUUCAGCGAGAGGGAGGUGGUGGAGUUGACGGUCUGCAUUGGCGCGUAUAACAUGGUCAGUCGGUUUUUGGUGACGUUGGAUGUGGGCGAGAACAACGACAAGAGCAUGAAGGAACCGGCCGAUAUCGAAGCGGAGUUGAAGAAGUAG